CCGUCCACGGGCGCUUCAUACUAGCACUCGUCGCGUUGCAUCUAACGUCGCAAACUAAUCCAUAAAAUGGCUGCCAUGACCGUCUGCGCUCCGGCUAUGCUCUCCUCCAAGGUGAGCACCGGCAUCAAGGCCAAGGCCACCGCCGCCAAGGCCUCCAAGGCCCAGGGCGCCGUGUGCUUCUUCGGCGACGCCAAGAAGGCCGCCGCGGCCACCCUCGCCGCGGCUGUCCUCGUCGCCGGCCCCGCGAUGCCCGCCAAGGCUGACCUCACCUCCGACCUCCUCGCGCGCACCGAGGCCAACAAGGAGCUCAACGAUAAGAAGCGCGCCGCCACCUCCUCCGCCAACUUCGAGCGCUCCCGCACCGUCACCGACGGCGUCUGCAAGUUCCCCCAGAACAUGCUCGGCUGCGAGAUCGCCUCCUCCACCGGCGACGUCGCCUUCCUCUCCGCCGACAAGGCGCUCGAGUGCGAGGGCACCCGCGACGGCAAGGUGUGCGCGUCCAAGGCUCCCGGCUCUUUCCCCCCCGUCUUUGGCAUGUAAGGCCGCCGACGCGCGGGUGAGAGAUGGGGACCGGAGGAGGAGCGGGAGGAUGAGGAGGACGAGGAAGGCGUAGCGGCUCCUCCGGUGUGAAUACCGAUUUGAUCUCAUAGGUUCGUCC
This is a messenger RNA of Micromonas commoda, 658 nucleotides long. RefSeq names its product photosystem I subunit N, chloroplast precursor (gene PSAN). Gene Ontology annotation, cellular component: chloroplast photosystem I. Lineage: Eukaryota; Viridiplantae; Chlorophyta; Mamiellophyceae; Mamiellales; Mamiellaceae. The coding region runs from base 67 to 540 and encodes 157 amino acids. Gene Ontology annotation, biological process: photosynthesis. The transcript is spliced from 2 exons. The record is from RefSeq and is a predicted model, not a curated record.